UGCACAAACACACACACCAAGGCGUCCAUCUCGCUGCCACCCCGUCCUUGGAUUCUUUUUCUUUUGCCGUCCUCGCUUCCCUGCCCACCAUGUCAGGCCAGCACUGUCUCCGCCGCCUGCCCGCGGCCAUGCGCUCUGUGCGAGCUUUGCGCCCCAGCCCACGAAGCACUCCCGCUGCGCGCACCUACUCGGCCGUCGCCAGGGCAAACUCGUCUGGCCUCCUCAGCCAGGCUUCAAGGCGGCCGGGCCAGCUCUCGACACAGCGCCUAUGCACACUCGACCACAUACGAACCUAUGCCGACACUAUCGUCAAGGUGCCCGACAUGGCCGAGUCCAUCACCGAGGGCACCCUCAAGCAAUGGUCAAAGCAGGUCGGCGACCAUGUUGAGCAGGACGAGGAGAUUGCUACCAUUGAGACGGACAAGAUUGACGUGGCCGUCAAUGCGCCCGAGGCCGGUAUCAUCAAGGAGUUCCUCGUCAACGAGGAAGACACUGUCACGGUUGGACAGGAAAUUGUGAGGCUCGAGCCUGGCGCCGCGCCCGAGGGUGGAAAGAAGGAGGCCAGCGAGCAGCCCAAGGAGCCCGCCCCGGAGUCGCAGGAGACGUCGUCGCAGCCAGAAGGCCAGCAGGAGCAGUCUCAGCCCGAGGCGCCCAAGGAAGAGUCCAAGCCAGAGCCCAAGCAAGAGACACCCCAACCGCCCAAGCAGGAAUCCAAGCCCCAGCCGCCCAAGAAGGAGUCCAAGCCAGAGGAGCCCAAGCCCGCAACCCCUGGCAGCCGUGAGGAGCGCCGUGUCAAGAUGAACCGCAUGCGUCUCCGCAUUGCCGAGCGCCUGAAGCAAUCGCAAAACACUGCCGCGUCUCUGACUACGUUCAACGAAGUCGACAUGUCGUCCAUCAUGGAGUUCCGUAAGCUCUACAAGGACGAAGUGCUCAAGAACAAGGGUGUCAAGCUAGGUUUCAUGUCGGCCUUCUCUCGCGCCUGCAUCCUCGCCGCGCGUGACGUGCCCGCUGUGAACGCUUCGAUUGAGGGUCCCAAUGGCGGCGACACGAUUGUUUACCGUGACUACGUCGACAUCUCGGUUGCUGUCGCCACGGAGAAGGGUCUCGUCACACCGGUCGUCAGGAAUGCUGAGAGCAUGGACAUGGUCGGCAUUGAGAAGGCCAUCGCCGACCUCGGCAAGAAGGCGCGCGACAACAAGCUGACGAUUGAGGAUAUGGCCGGCGGCACCUUUACCAUCUCCAACGGUGGUGUCUUCGGCAGUCUGAUGGGCACCCCCAUCAUCAACCUCCCACAAACCGCCGUGCUUGGUCUGCAUGCUAUCAAGGAGAAACCCGUCGCCAUCAACGGAAAGGUUGAGAUUAGGCCGAUGAUGUACCUUGCCCUCACGUACGACCACCGACUACUCGACGGAAGGGAGGCUGUUACUUUCCUGGUCAAGGUCAAGGAGUACAUUGAGGACCCCAGGAAGAUGCUCUUGUAGACAUAAAUGUGGUUUUCCGUCUCUGUUUUUUCUUCGUCUUGUACAUUCUGAAUGUUUCAUUUUGGUGCAUGACGGCAUUUGGGCGGAGCAACAUGUCGACGGUGGGGAGGGGAAGAGGCGGGAAGUGCGAGAUGCGGUCCAAACGCACUGAAUUAGACAUUUUAUGCAUGCUUGCAUUUGCUUGAUUUAGUUCUGCUUGCGUUUUGGGAUGGGACAGCAACCAAAAAAGAAUUUAAUGGUGUAUGAUUAUUAUAGCAUGAUGCAUUGGUGGGCGUUGUUCGUUUUUUUUUCUGUUCGCGCGUCCUGUUGUUUUUUUCGGGUUUGCGACGCGUUGGGAGCCAUGCUGGCUGCUGCUGCGCGUUGCCGUGCCACAUGUUAGUAGCACGUGGUGGUAAUGGACCAUGUAACGCAAAAUGUGCGCUUUGCAGAUUUUGAGGUUUGAC
Exserohilum turcica Et28A is the source of this 1924-nucleotide messenger RNA. RefSeq lists its product as uncharacterized. Gene Ontology annotation, molecular function: dihydrolipoyllysine-residue succinyltransferase activity. The record is from RefSeq and is a predicted model, not a curated record. Bases 90 to 1481 code for a protein of 463 amino acids. Gene Ontology annotation, cellular component: oxoglutarate dehydrogenase complex. Lineage: Eukaryota; Fungi; Ascomycota; Dothideomycetes; Pleosporales; Pleosporaceae. Gene Ontology annotation, biological process: tricarboxylic acid cycle. The transcript is spliced from 4 exons.